UGGAAGUGGCUGGAUCCGGGGCACGCGUGUUUCCAUGAGUGUGGCGGAGAUGGGGAGCCAGGAACCCUCCGAGCCCCCGUCGCCGGGAGACGCGACGCAGAACAGCGCCCGGCCUGCGGACCGCCACGACCUGUUGAAACACAGCUGUGGGUUCUUGGACUUCUGGGACAUUGCGAAGCCUGAGCAGGAGACGCGACUUGUGGCCGAGAAGCUGCCGGAGUAUCUGCGCGCUAGGCCGAAGAUGGAGCGGCGGGUUUGGGGCAGGGGCCGCGCACUUCCCGACAAGGAAGCGGCGGCGGGCCCAGGGAUUUGGGAUGGGGGCACGUGGUCGCGAACCUGGAUGAUAAGGUGCACGGGGUGUGCAGCUUCUUGUCACCGUUCAACGCGAGGGUGCGCUUGGUUCCGCAGGGGUCUGAGAUGAAAUACGCCCUGAAGCGGCUGAUCACGGGACUCGGGGUCUGGCGAGAAACAGCCCGGCCCUGCUACAGUUUGGCCCUGGCACAGCUGUUACAGUCUUUUGAAGACCUCCAUUUGUGCAGCAUCCUGCAGCAGAUACAAGAAAAAUAUGACCUGCAUCAGGUGAAGAAGUCAAUGGUGAGACCUGCUGUCUUUGCAGACCUGUUCAGAGUGCUCGCCCUCUUUCAGUCAGGCUGGCUGGUGAAGGACCAGGAGGUGCUGAGGAAGUCAGUGAAGCUGCUGCAGGCCCUGGCCCAGUAUCAGAACCACUUGCAGGAGCAGCCCCAGAAAGCCCUGGUGGACAUUCUCUUCGAGGUCUCAGAGGCCAUGUUGCAGGAGAUGCUGCCAGAGGUCCUCAGCACUGACUUGGAUGCGAUGCUCAGCUGUCCUGAACAGCUGGGGCUCUUCCUCCUGGCCCAGCAGAAAGUUCCCUCUAGGCUCAAGAAGCUGGUGGGAUCCGUCAACCUAUUUUCGGAUGAGAAUGUUCCCAGGAUGGUGAACAUGCUGAAGAUGGCAGUGUCCUCAGUGAAGAAGGAAUGAAAGCUGCCUGCCGUCGCCCUGGAGCUGCUCUACCUGGCACUCAAGGAAGACAAGUUUCUGCAGUUCUGGAAGGGGAUGGUGGAACAGGGGCUGCUGAAGCUGCAGUUCUGGCCAGCCAGUCCCUCUUAGCUACCUGUGUUUCUGCCUGCUGGGCACCGCCCUUCCCCUGCUGACCAAGGAACAGCUGCAGCUGGUGAU
This is a messenger RNA of Callithrix jacchus (white-tufted-ear marmoset), 1194 nucleotides long. The record is from RefSeq and is a predicted model, not a curated record. Lineage: Eukaryota; Metazoa; Chordata; Mammalia; Primates; Cebidae.